Clupea harengus (Atlantic herring) is the source of this 808-nucleotide messenger RNA. RefSeq lists its product as uncharacterized. Lineage: Eukaryota; Metazoa; Chordata; Actinopteri; Clupeiformes; Clupeidae. The record is from RefSeq and is a predicted model, not a curated record.
GGAAAUGUAUUUUGGAGAGUGCAGACAGUGUAGGCUGUCCCAAUUUGAUAUUCGCUGAGAACUUGUGGACCUAAGGGGCAACAUUACUGACUCAGGAUAUGCAAUAAGUAAUGCAGUAAUGGAUUCAGCUCUGCGGUUUUUAACGGAUUUGGACAGAAACCUCAUCUGACAACGGGGGCGUUCUGCCUUCACCAUUUCUUAUGGAUCACGGUUAAUUAUGUUUUCGUGUGGACAAGUACACUUAAACUGCUCUCUUCCGUUUUGCCACGCGCCGAAUGUCACGUCGUUUCGAUCUCCUGUUAAUGCCGAUGGAGGCUCUGCUCUGCGGGUGUACGCUCUGCGCCUGGGCCCCGGUGAGGAGCUGUUCUCCUCCCUGCUCUCGUUCGUGGAGGAGAGGAAGCUCCGCGCCCCGUUCAUCAUCACCUGUGUGGGUAGCGUCACCAAGGCAACGCUCCGGCUGGCAAAUGCCACCGCAGAGAAUACCAAUGAGGUGAUUCGGCUGCAGGAGCGCUUUGAGAUCGUCUCUCUGGUGGGAACACUGAACAAGGAUGCUCACCUCCACAUCUGCCUCUCUGAUAAGGAUGGGAAGACUGUUGGGGGUCACGUCCUCGGAGACCUGGAGGUGUUCACCACGGCCGAGGUGGUCAUCGGAGAAGCAGCCGAGCUCCAGUUCAGCAGAGAGAUGGACGCACGCACCGGCUUCCCCGAGCUGGUCAUUCAGCGUCGCCACGAUGAAGCAGUUUAGCUGCAGUGGCUGGUGACAAUUGUCCUUCUUUUUGUUGGUGUUUUAAAAAGAAAAUUGGUGGAA